AUGGGAGGAGCAGGCAGCCUGGCAGCCUCCCUUUUGGCUGAAUCGCCCACCAUUCAAGCCCAGCAGCAGCGGGCCAACACGCAACCACAACCCGCCAACCUGGCAUCACAGCCAUCGGGGGGGCAACAACGACAGAGCGAACAGGACCCCUCUGCUCCCAGACAAGCAGACCACUCCAUACCGUCAGCCCCAGCAGACUCGCAACCAGAAGGCAACGCGGCAUCCUGGUCCGACGAUACAUGGGUACAAGCAGCAGAACCCGCAGCGGCCGCAGCAACUGCCAAGCAGCAGAGUGCGACAGCCGACACAUUAAAACAAACAGAGCCUGCAGCCAAGGAGGAGAACACCACCACCAAGCAGCAGCAGAUGGCCGACCAACCCCACACAGCCACCACGCAGGGGGACGGCGAAGCUAAAGCAGCUGAAGAACCGUCCUUCGCGGGAGAGCUGCCUCCCCCCAUCUUCUUCUCUACAGCCACAGGGAGCAGCCAAGAAUACAGACCCCUCACCCAUGGAUGCUGGGAACUUCGCAUCGAGGGGGCCACCAACCCGGCAACCACAACAGCAACAGUCCGAGUCGGACAGAGUGGCCCCUUGGAAUCCGCCCCACCAUUCCCCUCGGGCAUGAUAGGACGGGUGGCACCCAUGCCCCAGCCAGGCCAAUGGCUGCUAAUUGUGACAUACGUGCCAGACCUCGACACGUGUGAACCACACAGCCUCCUCGUAGCAGAAGGGGAUCAGUUCAUGGCUCACCAGACAGACAGAGGAUGGAGACUCUCAGUGGAAAAGCUCGUCCCCUCCACAGCGAGAGAGCAACGACAGGACCCCGGAGCAGCAGCCCAGCCAAGCCAAUCGGGGAACAACCCCCCAGAAGCAGCAACCACAGCAGCCACCCCCCAAGGGGGGGAUGACGAGGAGAACAGUGAAGAGGCUGAGGACGAUGACGACCGGGACGGCAGACCCCCCCGGCUCCCCUUGUCAGAGCAGGCGGAGGCACAAAUGACGCAGCUGGGGGACGGGAAAUGGCAGAUUGAGAUAGUUCGCGACAAAGGCAGUGGCAGACCGACAACACCGUCCGGUCUCCCCAAAACUGUCAUCGAAGGCGACGGAGGACCCGUGAGUCGAGCCCCAGCGCUUCCCAUCGGAACGGUGGGAACUUUCGAAAUUCUCACACAGGAGAUGUGGUUGCUGGACAUCUCGGAAGCACCAGAUCACAAGUCGUACGAAGCCGACACCAUGCUCCUAACGCCCCUGGACCUGUCAUGCGUCUCCGCCAGCGGCGACGCAACCUGCUCGCAGCAGAGCGAAGAGCGCAUGCAGAAAGCAGCAACGAAGCAGCAGGGCAAGUUGACACCCCAGCAGCAGAAGCCGCAGAGCGAGAGGGAGCCAGUGAUCAUUCCCUACGCCAUGGUAGCGCCCCACGUGGAAGCCCUGAUCUGCUGGUUCGGAACCUUGGAACAGGGGGAUGUGGAAGUCCAUAUUCAGCUGCCUCCGAUCCUUACACCCUUGCGAGAAAUCCUUUGCGAUAUUCUGGAGGGCAGACCAGGGGGACCAGAAAUGUGGGCCAAACUGGUGGCUGUGGCGGAAGCCCUGGAAGCCCUACUCAUGGGGAACACCCUGGCUCACCCCGCCGACGUGGUCAUGCUCAGCGAAGGGGGGACCAACAGCACUCUACUGCGCGAAGAGGUAACCCCGGAAUGGUACAGAGCAGUGGAAACCUUGCGGGGGAUGCUACGUGAUGUCAAAAAGUGGCCGCCGCGAGUCCUGCCCACCGUCCAAGAGGCAGCCAUGAACCUGGUGCGGGGGAUUGCAGCACAAACCCCAGAGGAGACCAUGGCAGGAUACGAAAUUCUGGUCAGAAUGGCGCGGGUCCCAGGCCUCACGUGGCGGCAGGGAGGUAUGCUCGCUUUCGCAGAGUUUGGCGGUCGGAGUAGGAAGGUGGUGGAUUGUGCCGCCUCGGUUCCUGACAAGCAGAAGACAGACAGGAUCGGCUCGGCUGAGGAUCGGGCACCAAUCCGAGUCGUCAUGGAUCUGCCUAGCAUGAGUGAGCUUCCUCGGUCGUACCCGCCGCCGCUCAUCGGCCGCGAGAAGCCGAGAUCUGUACCAGGACUUCCAUCUGGAUACUCGGUGCCCCUUGAAGCCUUCACCAUAGAGGAUGGGCAGCUCCUCUUGGAGCGACAGCGUGUGUUCAACGAGGGGCACAUCGAUCCUCGCUACCAGUGGCUGCAGGACAUCAUCUCCAGCUAUAGGCAGUCGAAGGAUGAAGAGGAUGACUCUGGAGGUGCAAAUGCAACCUCCGUGGUGCCACAGCCGAAGCAAAAGGCCACUUCGGUGCGCGGCUUCAUGUCGUGGCUAAGUGGUGCCGUGGGUGUACCUGAGCAGACACAGGCGUUGCCUCCUUUGACAUCCUACGCAGGUAGCGAGCAGCCUCCUGCUGGGCGGAACUCGGCUGGACAAGCGAUUGCCCACGAGGGAUUGGUCAGCCCUUACAACAGUCGAAAGGUGGCAUCUGGGCCCUUUCGUCCUCGUGAAGCGGAAGAGAAGCUGAAUCACAUUGAGGUACAGAGUGCUGCCGAAGGCAACCCACUCGAUGCCCAGCUGCAGGAGCUUCUCUCCAGGACUAGCGUCGUGGCAUGUCCGCACCUCAUCGAGCUUGAGGCCAUGCAGGAUAGCUAUGACGUCAAUCUCUCGGCUGUC
This is a messenger RNA of Symbiodinium necroappetens, 2697 nucleotides long. The record is from the annotation of a GenBank genome assembly. NCBI's taxonomy places the organism in Eukaryota, Dinophyceae, Suessiales, Symbiodiniaceae.